Ailuropoda melanoleuca (giant panda) is the source of this 4771-nucleotide messenger RNA. It is a transcript of the gene PLEKHG3, whose product is annotated as pleckstrin homology and RhoGEF domain containing G3. Gene Ontology annotation, molecular function: guanyl-nucleotide exchange factor activity; small GTPase binding. The record is from RefSeq and is a predicted model, not a curated record. NCBI's taxonomy places the organism in Eukaryota, Metazoa, Chordata, Mammalia, Carnivora, Ursidae. Gene Ontology annotation, biological process: regulation of establishment of cell polarity.
GGGCGUUAAUCAUUAGCUCCGCAGGAUCCCCUUCACCCCGGGCUCCGGCUUGCCGCGUCGCGAAGGUUCUCUGGGUCCCGGCGGAGCCGCCAAUUGCUGGAUUCCAGCGGCCGGCCCGAGUCUCCACCCACUGGAAAAAUUCCUGGCCCGCCCCUCCCUCCCGCCUCCCUCCGGCGGCAGCUCCGGCUCCGCUCGCCCGGCCCCGACUUCCUGGCCGGCGCUGGGAAGGCGCGCGGGCUGGGGUCCCCGGGGGCCGCGUCAGCAGCUGGCCGCGUCCCGGGCAGCCGAGGGGCUGGGCCGUGGGUGGGAGCGGCCGGCAGCCUCAGCCCCUGCCGAGAGCGACUUUCAAACUCGCGCCUGCGUCGCGGCCGCACCUGGGCAGCCUCGCGCGCGGAGCGUGCGGGACCCGGCGGGGCGGCGACCGCGCGAACCUCCCCGGAGUGCCCUCGCCAGGCAGCGAUGCCAGGAUGCCCGUGUCUGCCUCCCUCCGCCAGGAUGGCAGCCAGGAGCGGCCGGUGAGCCUGACCUCAACCACGUCCUCGUCGGGUUCCUCCCGUGACAGCCGCGGCGCCAUGGAGGAGCCCAGUGGCCCCGAGGCUGCCGCCGAGAACGGGGCGGGCUCCCCGCGCAGCCGGCAUCCGCCCAACGGCAGCACCGGCUCGCGGCUGGCUGAGCGAGGGGGGCCGCUGUCCCCGUUCGGCAGCCGGGCCGCGGCGGCCCCGGCGCACAAGCUCAGCUACCUGGGCCGCGUGGUGCGGGAGAUCGUGGAGACGGAGCGGACGUACGUGCAGGACCUGCGCAGCAUUGUGGAGGACUACCUCUUGAAGAUCAUCGACACGCCUGGGCUGCUGACACCGGAACAAGUCAGCGCCCUCUUUGGGAACAUAGAAAACAUCUAUGCACUGAACAGCCAGCUACUCCGAGACCUGGACAGCUGCAACAGUGACCCUGUGGCUGUGGCCAGCUGCUUUGUGGAAAGGAGUCAAGAGUUUGAUAUCUACACCCAGUAUUGCAACAACUACCCCAACUCCGUGGCCGCCCUGACCGAGUGCAUGCGGGACAAGCAGCAGGCCAAGUUCUUCCGGGACCGGCAGGCGCUCCUGCAGCACUCCCUGCCCUUGGGCUCCUACUUGCUGAAGCCCGUGCAGCGCAUCCUCAAGUACCACCUGCUGCUCCAGGAAAUUGCCAAACAUUUCGAUGAAGAAGAGGACGGCUUCGAGGUGGUGGAGGACGCCAUCGACACCAUGACCUGCGUGGCCUGGUACAUCAACGACAUGAAGAGGAGGCACGAGCACGCGGUCCGGCUCCAGGAGGUUCAGUCGCUGCUCAUCAACUGGAAGGGGCCGGACCUGACCAUCUACGGGGAGCUCGUCCUCGAGGGCACGUUCCGCGUGCACCGCGUGCGCAACGAGAGGACCUUCUUCCUCUUUGACAAAGCGCUGCUUGUCACCAAGAAGCGGGGCGACCACUUUGUCUACAAGGGCCACAUCCCGUGCUCCUCCCUGAUGCUGAUCGAAAGCACCAGAGACUCCCUGUGCUUCACCGUCACCCACUACAAGCACAGCAAGCAGCAGUACAACAUCCAGGCCAAAACGGCGGAGGAGAAGCGGAGCUGGACUCACCACAUCAAGAGGCUUAUCCUGGAGAACCACCACACCACCAUCCCCCAGAAGGCCAAGGAAGCCAUCUUGGAAAUGGACUCCUACUAUCCCAGUCGGUACCGCUGCAGCCCAGAGCGCCUGAAGAAGGCUUGGUCCUCCCAGGACGAGGUGUCCGCUCACGCACGCCAGGGGCGCCGGCAGUCUGAGCCAACCAGACACCUGCUCAGGCAGCUCAGUGAGAAAGCCAGAGCAGCAGGAAUGAAGGAGAAGGGACGCAGGGAGUCUGAAGGCCCCAAGAGCCGCAGAAGGUCCAGCGGCCUGUCUCCGACGAGUACUGAGAAGCGCGUGAGCCUGGAGUCCGCCUCUUCCCUGCCAGAUGUUGAACCAGACCCUGAGCCUGAGAUGGAGCAGGAAGUAUUUGCUGCAGUGGAAGUUCCCGGCAUCGAGGAGGUGCCCUCAGACACGGAGUCUCCAGAAGCCCUGGAAACACAGCUCGAUGCCCACCAGGAGCUGCUGGGCCUGGACGCCCCGGGGGACAUGGUGGACUUCGUGGUGGCUGAGAGCACUGAGGACCUCAAGGCUCUGAGCAGUGAGGAGGAGGAGGAGGAAGAGGAAGAGGAGGAGGAGGACAUGGUGGCCACACAGGAGGCCGAGAGCCUCCUGCCGCCCUCUGUGCUGGACCAGGCCAGCGUCAUUGCCGAGCGCUUCGUCGGCGGCUUCUCUCGGCGGAGCAGCCUGGCGCCGGAGGAUGGCACGGCUGGCGGCUUUGGGAGCCCGGGGCUCAUGAGCCGGAGCAGCAGCGUGCUCAGCCUCGAGGGCAGCGAGAAGGGCCCGGCCCGGCCCGGCGGCACCGCGGAUGCCCUCAGCUCACAGCUGCCCCCAGAGGUGGACAGCGUUGCGGGCGUGGCCGCUGAGAGUGGCCCUUCGGUCAAUGGGAUGGAGCCCCCGAGCCCAGGCUGCCCAGCAGAGCCUGACAGGUCUUCCUGCAAGAAGAAGGAAUCGACGCUCUCCACCCGAGACCGGCUGUUGCUGGACAGAAUCAAGAGCUACUAUGAAAACGCAGAGCACCACGAUGCGGGUUUUAGCGUCCGGCGCCGGGAGAGCCUCUCCUACAUCCCCAAAGGGCUGGUGAGAAACUCCGUUUCCAGAUUCAACAGCCUUCCCAGGCCGGACCCGGAGCCUGUGGCUCUGCUGGGGCGCAAAAGGCAGGUGGGCUCCCGGCCGCCUUCGUGGGCCCUGUUUGACCUCUCUGGACCCGGCCAGGUGAGCGCUGGGGAGCCGGCUCCUAUCACAGAUGCUGAGUUCCGGCCGUCCUCAGAAAUUGUAAAGAUCUGGGAUGGAAUGGAGUCUUCUGGGGAGAGCUCUCGGAAGGGGCCCGGCCAAGGCCAGGCCAACGGUUUCGACCUGCACGAGCCGCUCUUCAUCCUGGAGGAGCACGAGCUGGGGGCCAUCACUGAGGAGUCGGCCACCGCCUCCCCCGAGAGUGCCUCCCCCACGGAGCGGCCCAGCCCGGCCCACCUGGCCCAGAAGCUGAAGGAGCUGGUGAAGGAGCUGAGCAGCGGUGUCCAGGGCGAGCCGGUGACUCCGCUGCACCCCCGCAUCGUGCAGCUCUCGCACGUGAUGGAUGGCCACGUGAGCGAGCAAGUCAAGAACAAGGUCUACCAGCUGGCCCGCCAGUACAGCCUCCGGAUCAAGAGCAAAUCUGUGACAGCCAGGCCACCCCUACAGUGGGGAAGGGCAGCUCCCGUUGUUCCUUGCCUGCAGGAAGAGGCCGGAGCACCCUCAGGCGGCAAAGGCAAGAGAAAGCCGGUGCUGUCCCUCCUCCACUAUGAGCAGGCGGUGGCCCAGGAGCACAGCCCACCCAAGCCUGGCUGUCCUCGGCAUUUGUCCAUCAGCCCCACUGCUGCCAACCCGAGGACCACCUUGCCUGGGGUCCGGCCCUCCUCUCGAAGCCCCCUCAUCCCCUUCGACACGGAGACCUUCAACUGGCCUGAUGUCCGGGAGCUCUGCUCCAAGUACGCCUCUCACGACGAGGCAUUCCAGGCCGAGGGCAGCCGGCCCCGAGGCCCGCCGGUCAACCGCAGCCGCUCGGCGCCGGAGAACAUGGUGGAGCCCCCUCUGGCGGGCAGGGUGGGCCGCUGCUGCAGUGUGGGCUCCGGGAGGGGCCGGGCGGGCCCAGAGGCCGCACAGCCCCAGCCUCUUGGGAGGUUGCCCCAAAGCAGGCCGGUCGGAGAGGAGGCCCUGUAUGUCACCGCGGACCUCACCCUGGAGAACAACCGACGGGUGAUUGUCAUGGAGAAGGGCCCCCUGCCCUACCCCGCUGCGGGGCUGGAGGAGGGCAGCGGGCAGGGACCAAGCUCGCCAGCAGCCAUGGUGGGACAGGGCCUGGAUUUCCAGGAAUCUGGAAUUUCCAGGAGUCCGGAGUAUUGGCCAAAGGAAGAGGCUCCCAGGGACCCAGCGGACCCAAGCCAGCAGGGCAGAGUGAGAAACCUGAGGGAGAAAUUCCAGGCCUUGAACUCCAUAGGUUGACUCUGAGUCCUGGGAGAGGGAGGAGCCGUGUGGUGGGGGGACGUGGAGGAACCUUGGCACGCUUGCCCAGAAGCCUGGGCUCCCCCUGCUCACACGAGCCCCUGAAAGAAUGGUGUGCUUAGCUAGUGUCUUCACCUGCUGGGAAUGCCUCGGCGCUCUCCUGGGCUCAUGGCGACUUUCAUAGGCCCAGCUGAGCCCUUCUACCCACUGAGGCCAGUGUAGCCACUUCCCUUGUUUAUAGUUCCUCUCUAGUAAGAAGCCGAAUAUUUAAGCUCUCCUCUUCCCAGGGAGAGCAAGCCGUGCUCAGGCCUCCAGUGUUGGGCUGACCACUGCCAGGCUGAGGAGCCUGCCCAGAGGAGACGUGGGAAGGUGGCCUGGGGAGGCUUUGCUCUUUAAUUGUGCCUUUUCUUAGAAUCCAGGCAGGAACAAGGCCCAUAAUUUAUUGCUUUCCAUUCUGUGGUAUAUUUGUAUGCGCAUGUGUUUGUGAGUGUGUGUCCUUCUGUUGACUGCUCUCCCAUGAAGAAUGUAACAGACUGAGUUCAGGUACUUCUGUGGGUUGUGUUGCUGACCCUGUGGUUGUCGCUAAUGUAUAUACAUGUCAUUAUUUGCCGAUGGUGCAAUAACCGCUGCUGACCAACCGA